AUGUUGUUGUUCUUGUCAGUGCCGCAGCCCCGUCCGCCGGGAGCUCGAACCCGAGCCGGGGCCGCCCGGGUGGCGCGGUGGCGGCGGCAGCGGCUGCAGCAGCUGCGACGGCUGCGGGGGCUGCUCCGAGGACUGCGGGGGCGGCCGGUGGCCGGCAGCUGGCGGCGGGACCGGAUGGCUCUGUGCGGGCAGGCGGCGGGCGCCGCAUCGCUGCCCAGCGAGCUGAUCGUGCACAUCUUCUCCUUCCUGUCCGCCCCCGACCGGCUGCGGGCCUCGGCCUCCUGCUCGCAUUGGCGCGAGUGCCUCUUCUACCCGGCUCUUUGGCCCCAGCUCCGCAUCUGCCUCCGCGUCUCUCCCGCGGAGCAGCCUCGGCUCGAAUUCCUCAUGCGCAAGUGCGGCUGGUUCGUGCGAGAGCUGCGCGUUGAGUUCGCCGCCGAGAACUACCUGAGCGGCGGCGGCGGCGGCCCAGGCAACGGAGGCCGCGCGGACACCGGGACUGGAGGGGAAGAAGUCGAGGCCCUGCAGCUCUCAACUCGUUGGCUGGAAGUGCUGCGCACCUACUUGGAACUGGUGCUGUGCGUGCUGGUCAGCAUCCGGAACAACAGGAACCUCCAGAAGUUUAGUCUUUUUGGAGACAUAAGCGUUCUGCAACAACAAGGAACAUUGUCAAAUACAUACCUCAGCAAGGUGGACCCUGAUGGCAAAAAAAUUAAACAAAUUCAGCAGCUAUUUGAAGAAAUACUGAGUAAUAGUAGGCAACUGAAAUGGCUGUCCUGUGGGUUUAUGCUGGAAAUAGUAACCCCAACAUCACUGUCAUCUCUCUCUAACUCUAUUGCCAACACCAUGGAGCACCUGAGUUUACUGGACAACAAUAUUCCUGGUAACAGCACUCUUAUUACUGCAGUCGAACUGGAGCGAUUUGUGAAUCUGCGCUCACUUGCCUUGGAUUUCUGCGACUUUACAGCUGAGAUGGCAAGAGUCUUAACCGAUAGCAACCAUGUGCCUUUGCAGCGACUGUCUCUCCUGGUCCAUAAUGUUUCCGUGAUGCACAAGUCUCUGGACAACAUGCCAAAUGAUGAGCAUUGGAAAGCCCUGUCACGAAAGAGCACCAGCCUUCGCGUCUAUAUAAUGGCUUUUGAUAUCAAGAGUGAAGAUAUGUUAAAGAUUCUGAAACCCAGUAUACCUCUAGAGAGGAUUCAUUUUGACAGCUAUAUCACUUGUGUUUCAGGGGCUAUUGUUGAUCUUAUAUCCAGGCAGUAUGACAAGUUCCUCACUCAUUUUAUAUUAAUGAAUGAUGUGAUUGACACGUCUGGUUUUCCAGAUCUUAGUGACAACCGAAAUGAAGAUCCACUGGUUUUAUUAGCGUGGAGAUGCACAAAGCUCUCUCUUCUGGCAAUUCAUGGUAGGUGA
This is a messenger RNA of Galeopterus variegatus (Sunda flying lemur), 1410 nucleotides long. RefSeq names its product F-box protein 33 (gene FBXO33). The coding region runs from base 1 to 1410 and encodes 469 amino acids. The record is from RefSeq and is a predicted model, not a curated record. The transcript is spliced from 3 exons. Gene Ontology annotation, cellular component: SCF ubiquitin ligase complex. Gene Ontology annotation, biological process: SCF-dependent proteasomal ubiquitin-dependent protein catabolic process; positive regulation of protein ubiquitination. Gene Ontology annotation, molecular function: protein binding. Lineage: Eukaryota; Metazoa; Chordata; Mammalia; Dermoptera; Cynocephalidae.